AUGACGCCGCUAAACGCAGACGCCGCGCACGCCCUGCUCCGCGAUGCCCUACACGACCGCAUCGUCGGCGCCGUCGUCGGCUCAGCGCUUGGCGAUGCAAUUGGACUCUAUACUGAAUUCUUGUCGGCCGCCAAAGCCGCCGAAGCGUAUCCAUCGGGAACCUUUACCCUGGCCGCGCCCGCGCCUACGCCGUUCAAGCUCGACACGCACCGCGCGGCAAAGGAACCGGGCCACUGGACCGACGAUACCGACCACGCGCUGCUCCUGCUGCUGUCGUUUCUGCACACAGCCAAGACGGCGCCGCCCUCUGCUUCCUCUUCGUUCGUCUCGUCUCCCGACGCCCACACCCCGCCGCCGCUCCCGACCACGCUCGACUUCGCCGCCCGGCUGCGCGUGUGGGUAUCGCAGGGCCUGCGCGCACUAGACACAAUGCCGCUGGGGCUGGGCCGCCUCGUCAGCACCGUGGUGGCGUCCAAGGGGUUCGACAAGGAGCCGGCGCGUGUCGCGCGGGAGUACUGGGUGCGCACGGGCAGGCGCAUCGCGCCCAACGGCAGCAUCAUGCGCACGCAUCCGCUGGGCCUGAUGUGUGUGACGGGCCGGAGCGAGGGCGAGGCGUGCGCCCUGGCUGCUGAAAUGUCGCGCGCAACGCACGCCGACCCACGCUGCGUUGUGGCGUGCGUGUUGGCUACAGCGCUCGUGCGCGCCGUUGUCCGCGGCGAGGUGCGGUCCGAGGCCGAGCUGGAUGCCUGUCUUUCCCGCGGGACGGACUGGUUCUUGGGGCAGCCUACGGAGGAGCUCGAUCUCGCCGAGCUGCAACGGCACAUCAGCGCUGCCGCCACCCUCGACAGCCUGCAGCUUGAUGACCCGCCCGCAAUUGGGUACGUGUACAAGACGCUUGGGUCCGGCGUGGUGCUACUGCGACUGGCGAUUCGACAGAACGCCGCAAGCCAGGACGCGCUGCAGAGUCGUGUCAAGAUGUUCGAGGCCCUCGUCACCGACUUGAUCAUGCGCGGUGGCGACGCCGACACCAACGCCUGCUUUGCCGGCGCGCUGCUUGGAGCCUACCUCGGAUACAAGGCAUUGCCUGAUCACUGGAAGCACGGCCUCUUGCAUGGCGACUGGUUGCUCGGCAAGGCCGAGGCACUGUCCCAGGUGCUUGGUCUGAAAGACGGCCAGUACGACGGGCAGCAAGACAAAGAUACCCAUCAUGAGAUGGAAGGACGGUGGAUGGUUCUUCAGCAAACUGCGUUCAAGAAGGUCGAGGACGCAUCCAAGGCGGCUAGCACCAACGUCUCGAAAGCCGGGGCCCCCGAAAAGCCAGCCGGCACGGCUUGGCCGAACCUGACAAGGGCAUAA
Molecule: messenger RNA, 1356 nt
Organism: Lasiosphaeria miniovina
Lineage: Eukaryota; Fungi; Ascomycota; Sordariomycetes; Sordariales; Lasiosphaeriaceae
Product: ADP-ribosylglycohydrolase-domain-containing protein
Exons: 5
Coding region: 1-1356 (451 amino acids)
Source: RefSeq, a predicted model, not a curated record